AUGGACGCGCGGAGCCCGCUGUCUCCCCGGGCCAGCGCGUUCAGCAUCGCCUCUCUCGUUGCAGCCGAGGCCUCGGAGGGCGCCGCCCACCGGGCCCCCGGCCCCAGCGAUCGGGCGAAACUUCGCCUGCAACCAGGAUCCCCGGCCGGGAUGCACUUCAGCACAGUCACCAGGGACAUGGAAGCCUUCACGGCCAGCAGCCUGAGCAGCCUGGGGGCCGCGGGGGGCUUCCCGGGCGCCGCGUCGCCGGGCACCGACCCGUUCGGCCCGCGCGAGCCCCAGCCGCCACGCUACGAUCCGUGCGCCGCCGCCGCCACCACCCCCGGCGCUCCGGGCCCGCCGCCGCACGCCUAUCCGUUCGCGCCGGCCGCGGGGGCCGCCACCAGCUCCGCCGCCGAGCCCGAGGGCCCCGGGGUCAGCUGUGCGGCCGCCGCCAAGGCGCCGGUGAAGAAGAACGCGAAGGUGGCCAGCGUGAGCGUGCAGCUGGAGAUGAAGGCGCUGUGGGACGAGUUCAAUCAGCUGGGCACCGAGAUGAUCGUCACCAAGGCCGGCAGGCGAAUGUUCCCCACGUUCCAAGUGAAGCUGUUCGGCAUGGACCCCAUGGCUGACUACAUGCUGCUCAUGGACUUCGUGCCGGUGGAUGACAAGCGCUACCGGUAUGCCUUUCACAGCUCCUCUUGGCUGGUGGCAGGCAAGGCAGACCCUGCCACUCCUGGCCGCGUGCACUACCAUCCUGACUCGCCAGCCAAGGGUGCACAGUGGAUGAAGCAAAUCGUGUCCUUCGACAAACUCAAGCUGACCAACAACCUGUUGGACGACAAUGGCCAUAUUAUUCUCAACUCCAUGCACAGAUACCAGCCCCGCUUCCAUGUCGUCUAUGUGGACCCUCGAAAAGAUAGCGAGAAAUAUGCAGAAGAGAACUUCAAAACGUUUGUAUUCGAGGAGACACGAUUCACCGCUGUCACUGCCUACCAGAACCACCGGAUCACGCAGCUCAAAAUUGCCAGCAACCCCUUCGCCAAAGGCUUCAGGGACUGCGAUCCUGAGGACUGGCCCCGGAACCACCGGCCCGGCGCGCUGCCGCUAAUGAGUGCCUUUGCGCGCUCGCGGAACCCCGUGGCCUCUCCCACGCAGCCCAACGGCGGGGAGAAAGACGCGGCGGAAGCCCGGCGAGAAUUCGAACGCGAGGCGGGAGGGCCGGCCAUGCUGAGCGACCCCGCGCAUCCGCCGCAGCUGCUAGCGCGAGUGCUGAGCCCCGCGCUGCCUGGGGCAGGCGGCGCCGGUGGGCUCGUUCCGCUGCCCAGCGCAUCCGGAGGCCGGCCCAGUCCCCCGCACCCCGAGCUGCGCCUGGAGGCGCCCGGAGCCUCGGAGCCCCUGCAUCAUCACCCCUACAAGUACCCGGCCGCCGCCGCCUACGACCACUACCUCGGGGCCAAGAGCCGGCCGGCGCCCUACCCGUUGCCCGGCCUGCGGGGCCACGGCUACCACCCCCACGCGCACGCGCACCCGCACCAUCACCACCCCGCCGUGAGCCCGGCUGCGGCCGCCGCCGCCGCCGCUGCCGCCGCCGCCGCCGCCGCCAACAUGUACUCGUCGGCCGGGGCCGCGCCGCCCGGCUCCUACGACUACUGCCCCAGAUAA
This is a messenger RNA of Dipodomys spectabilis (banner-tailed kangaroo rat), 1641 nucleotides long. It is a transcript of the gene Tbx1, whose product is annotated as T-box transcription factor 1. Gene Ontology annotation, biological process: positive regulation of DNA-templated transcription; regulation of transcription by RNA polymerase II; cell fate specification. NCBI's taxonomy places the organism in Eukaryota, Metazoa, Chordata, Mammalia, Rodentia, Heteromyidae. Gene Ontology annotation, molecular function: RNA polymerase II cis-regulatory region sequence-specific DNA binding; DNA-binding transcription factor activity, RNA polymerase II-specific. The record is from RefSeq and is a predicted model, not a curated record. Gene Ontology annotation, cellular component: nucleus. The transcript is spliced from 8 exons. Bases 1 to 1641 code for a protein of 546 amino acids.